AUGGAAGUCCUACUAAACCUCUUGAAGCCAUUCCUAUUCAUUUAUCAGUUCUUUGAGCGGAUUUUCUGGUCAGGGCUUAAUGAACGAAGUAUACUUGGCCUCGUCCUAAAUUUUUGGCUAAAUUUUGGGCCCAUAUUCAUUUGGCUUCUCAUAUUCAAAAAUGCUGGAUUGAUUCCACACUCGAUACGUCCUACUAUACACGUGGCAUUGCCAUUUCACGUUGACACAUUCAUGUUUUCUACCUGGAAGGGUGCCCUCAUUUGCAUUCCUAGUUUUUUUGCCAUUGGGUGGUUGUUGUAUUUUGCAGUAUACAGACAAAAAGGAAAACUCGCAAAUUCAAAAUCCAAGUAUGUGCCAUUGAAGAGCGAAGAUGAUGUCGCUGUCUCGGAGGAAGGCUCUUCUUCUUUUGAAAUGGAAUCAUUUGAAAGCGACGAUUUGGAGCCGGGAGUCGUUGCAAUUGGUAAACCGCCAGAAGCAAACUUUCAAGGUGAGAUCAAACAGUUGACUUUUUUCAAACCACUUGAUACCAGAGUUGUCAAUGACAUGGCAACGUCUGUUAACAAAUACAUUCGGGAAAAGCAAAACCAAUAUGGAUACCACUGGCAAGUUCCUCGCAAUUGCUGGUAUUGGGCACCACCUUUCUUACUUGCCACUUCUUGGUUUAUCCUUAAUUUUGAUUACUGGUUAAGAACGCCAAUUCGUACUUGGAAAGAUUUACUUGCAUGGACGUCUUAUGUGUUGGGCCACAUAACUGUGCCCAUUAUCACUGCUGUCUGGCUUUAUGUAUUCCAUGCACCAGGGGCGUUAAAGUAUUAUGGAUGGGCUCUUGGGUUCCAAAACAUAUGCGGUGUUCUCACUCAUUUAUUGUUUCCUUGUGCUCCACCAUGGUUUAUACACAUGUACGGAGAAGAUGCUGAGGCUAACUAUGAUUUACCAGGCUAUGCUGCAGGGUUAACCAGAGUCGACGUUGCAUUGGGUACACAUUUGAAUAGUAAAGGUUUCCAUGCAUCACCAAUAGUCUUUGGUGCAGUUCCAAGUCUUCAUUCUGCCAUGGCAGUAAUGACGUUUUUGUUUGUUUCGUAUUACGCACGGUGGACGUUCGUUAAGCUAAUUUCAUUUGCAUUUGUAGUUUUGCAGUGGUGGGCGACCAUCUAUUUGGACCAUCAUUGGCGAUUAGAUUUGUUUGUCGGGAUGUGCUAUGCAUUAAUUUGGUUUGCGAUCAUGUAUCACCGGUUGAGAAGAGUGAAUGAGUUGUUUUUGCAGCUGAGGUUGCAAUACAACUUUGCCAAGGGAAGUACCAUGGGAAUGAGAGUGUUUCGAAAUACUAAGCUUCAGUCAUUUUUUGACCCACUUAGCUAG
This is a messenger RNA of Lodderomyces theae, 1359 nucleotides long. RefSeq names its product inositolphosphotransferase (gene IPT1). Gene Ontology annotation, cellular component: inositol phosphoceramide synthase complex. Lineage: Eukaryota; Fungi; Ascomycota; Pichiomycetes; Serinales; Debaryomycetaceae. The transcript has a single exon. Bases 1 to 1359 code for a protein of 452 amino acids. Gene Ontology annotation, biological process: sphingolipid biosynthetic process; inositol phosphoceramide metabolic process. The record is from RefSeq and is a predicted model, not a curated record. Gene Ontology annotation, molecular function: inositol phosphoceramide synthase activity.